This is a messenger RNA of Cheilinus undulatus (humphead wrasse), 2354 nucleotides long. Its product is annotated as gastrula zinc finger protein XlCGF57.1-like. Gene Ontology annotation, biological process: regulation of transcription by RNA polymerase II. The record is from RefSeq and is a predicted model, not a curated record. The transcript has 2 exons. Gene Ontology annotation, molecular function: RNA polymerase II cis-regulatory region sequence-specific DNA binding; DNA-binding transcription factor activity. Lineage: Eukaryota; Metazoa; Chordata; Actinopteri; Labriformes; Labridae. The coding region runs from base 110 to 1360 and encodes 416 amino acids.
AAGACAUUUCCUGUCGAUCACUGUUGGCGUGUUUGGAUGAUCCAGUGUUCUUUUUGAGCGUUCAAACUAGACUUUUCUCGUCCUUCUUCGGCUCUUGGAUGUUUGUCAAAUGUCCGGCUUUCAGGCUCUUUCAGUUUAUCCUGAUGACAUCCAGCAGCUGUCUGUGAAUAAAGAAGCGGCAUGCCCUGAGCAGCAGGAGAUGAGCGAGCAUCUGAAAAUUAAAGAGGAACCUGAGGAACUGUGGAGCAAUCAAGAGACAGAUCAGCUUCAAGGGCAAGAGGAGGAUAUCACCAAGUUCACUUUUGUUCCUGUCCCUGUGAAGAGUGAAGAUGAUGAAGAGGAACCUCAGCCCACACCGCAUUAUCAUAAACAAACCAAAGAGUCAGCCAGGUACUUUGAUCCAGAGAGAGAUUUACAACAACAUUCUGAGGUUAAGACUGAAGACUCUUCUGAUCCAGAGACUGAUGACAGCGCUGAUUGGAGGGAGAUGACAGAGCAACCAUCAGGUUUAAAGUCAGCCAGUGAAAGCACAAAAAGGAGAGCAAAGAUUCCAACUAAAGUGUUUAUUGACUCAGAGAGUGUAAAAAGAUUUAAGGGUGAAAAGGUUUUGAUUAGAAGCAUGGUUGUUCAUACCAAAGAGAAACCGUUCAGCUGCUCUGUGUGUGGUCAGAAAUGUACAUCAAAAGGAACUAUGACCGCGCACAUGAGAAUUCACACAGGUGAAAAACCAUUUGUCUGUUCUGUGUGCGGACAGAGAUUUACCCAAAGAGGAGCUUUAACUGUUCACAUGAGAAUUCACUCAAAAGAUAAACCAUUUUUCUGCUCUGUGUGUGGUCAGGGAUUUACCCAAAAAGGACAUUUAACUCGUCACAUGAGUUCUCACACAAGAGAUAAACCAUUUUUCUGCUCUGAUUGUGGUCAAAGAUUUACCCAAAAAGGACAUUUAACUGAUCACAUGAGAAUUCACACAGGAGAGAAACCAUUCAGCUGCUCUGAUUGUGGUCAGAGAUUUACCCUAAAAGGACAUUUAACUGUUCACAUGAGAAUGCACACAGGUGAGAAACCAUUUGUCUGCACUCAGUGUGAUCAAAGAUUUUCCAGAAAAGGACAUUUAACUGAUCACAUGAGAAUUCACACAGGAGAGAAACCAUUUGUCUGCUCUCAGUGUGAUCAAAGAUUUUACCGAAAAGGACAUUUAACUGUUCACAUGAGAAUUCACACAGGUGAGAAACCAUUUGUCUGCACUGAGUGUGGCAAAACAUUUGCCCAUCAAGUGACUUUGACCAGACAUAUGCCAAUUCAUACCAGAGAAAAACCCUUCAGUAGCUCUCAGUGUGAUGAGAGAAUUACCGAAAAAUGAAAUUUAACUGAACGUUAAAAAAAAACGUUAGCAGCAUCAGCAGGAUUAUUUUGUAGUGCAUUCCCAGGGUUCAGUUCCUUCUGAGAUAAAGCAGGUCCCUUCGGACAAAUCCUCCCUCAUACUGCUGAUAUCUGAUUGGUUGUCUCUUAUCAAGAUUACAGCACUGCUGACAGACAUCUCUUAGCAAAAGUUGUUUGUCAGCAGUGCUGAAACCUACACGUCACUCUUUUAUCCUUCUUGUUUACUUAUUGCUGUAACUUGGCAUUUCAGUUCUUGCCGUUAGCUUUUUCUUUAAGCUUCUUCCAAGUUUUUCACUGUGUCCGAGCUUUUGGUCUUUGUGAAUCUUCAUCAAGUUUAUUUAGCUCCAGUGUAUUUUUCUAGUUGUUUUUGUAUUAUUUUGGCUUCAUCACAACAGUCCAAAGUCUUUUUAAUACCUUUUUAUAACCUUAUCUGAAUCCUGCACGCCCAGACUUCACAGCUUAAUUUACCUGCCUUUUUAGUUUUUCCAAUAACCCACUGAUGUGGUGUUGGUUGACCAGUGACAUUAUUUUUGAUGGUUAUUUGGGCCAAUUAGAGACAUUUGGGCGAUUAUUUUGAACUGGAUGAGUUGGCCCGAAUCAGUGGAGACAUUGAUUACCAAGUUAGACCGUCAUCAGGAGGGUUCCACUUUGGAAACGCUCAGCUUCCAAGACAGGGUCAAACAUUUUCCUCUGUUUUCUAACGUUCCACCUUCAGGACUCCAUCUCUCUUCAGCAAAGGAGGCGAUCCUGGUCUAAUUCCUCCUGAAUGGGUUGAUGUGUUUCACUUGGGUUCCAUAAAAACCUUCAAUCAGUUCAGACCUAUUUUCUGUUAAAAAUCAUUAAGUAAGUCUGAACUGUUUUUAAAAAUCUCUUCCCAUAUUUUUCUGUUAAAUAUUUUCCCUCAGUUGAUCAGAUUAUUAUCAUCUCUUAUUUAGCCAUUUUUGUUUUUCCUACAUUGUAAUUCAUAUUAUUAA